UUCUAAUGUGAGUGUUGAAGUUGCGCCCUGACUCGCUCUCUCGUCUCACAAGAAGGUUAAGGCCGUGUUUGGUCGCGCGUUUUCUGUGAAAGAAGAAAUGGACGACGAUGGCUCCAACUCGAUCCGCCGCAUGUCGAGCCGAACGCGAAAAGUUGCGUCGAAAAUGGCCGCCGCACUUGCCAGCUCCGACAACCGCACCCAGGCGGCACUUGCGCGAUUGGAUGCUUUGGAGAAUGACAAUGCGGGUUUUGAAAUCGCAGAUGCCAAUAACGACGACGACGAUGCUUCUCUUGAUGACGAGGAUCAAGUUUAUAUACAGAAAAAGCAGUCUAAAGGCACCAAAAGGAAAACCAGGCAGGCAAAAGCACUUGAAGCUAGAAGAGCCCCAAGAACAUUCCUUGAGCUCUUACAUGAGGCCAACUUAGAAUCAUUGCCUCCUCAUGUGCCCUCCUAUUGGAAAGCUGCAGUUGGACCUCCAAGCUCAACCUCCCGCCGCCACUUCUGUACUGUUUGUGGUUUUUCUGCCAAUUACACUUGCGUGAGAUGUGGUGUGCGGUUUUGUUCCUAUAGAUGCCAAAAUGUUCACAAUGAUACCCGUUGCUUGAAAUUUGUAGCCUGAUUCAUAGCCCACGAAAUGUGCACAAGAAUAGUAUUGGACACAUACUAUUGUAACCAGUCAUAUAUCAUCAUUUACUAACAUUGUAAAGGCAAAUUCUUUGUUCAAUUUUCCCUCUUUAGUUCUCUUUCUUAGACUAGAGUUUUAGUUAUUCAGUUGCAAGGUGCUAGCUGAAAACUGUACAUUCUGACCCCUAUUGGAUCCUGUUGAUCUAAGCAAGUAACCUCGUUAAAAAUGUCCUUAGAUAAUAGCUGCAUUAACUGAAGCUAUUGUUUAGAAGAUCAUCUUUAUCAAGCCACAAGGACUAUUAUAUUUUUUA
Cajanus cajan (pigeon pea) is the source of this 935-nucleotide messenger RNA. RefSeq names its product HIT-type Zinc finger family protein (gene SEF). The record is from RefSeq and is a predicted model, not a curated record. Gene Ontology annotation, biological process: chromatin remodeling. Lineage: Eukaryota; Viridiplantae; Streptophyta; Magnoliopsida; Fabales; Fabaceae.